AUGAUCAUGGACAUGCGCUUCAUCAAGUCGUCUGACCAAAUCAUGUUCUACAUGUACUACGAAGAUCCAGAAACAGUUUUUUGUACCAUCGAGGUCCUGGCUGCCGCAAAAACGAGAGGCUUCGAGGAUUUUUCAGCAAUGCUCGCCCAGCAUUGGAUAUCAGAAUAUAAAGCAAGAGUACAUUGGGGGAGACUCUGGGAGCAUAUUCCUGGUAUUGUUCCUUACCUCCGCGAGCAGGCUGGGCCUCAGCUGGAUCAAUUCGAGAGAAUUCGCAAGAAAUACGACCCGCAGGGCAUGUUCCUGAACGAGACCCUUGCCGGGAUUCUGGGACACAAGUAA
This is a messenger RNA of Linnemannia hyalina, 339 nucleotides long. Lineage: Eukaryota; Fungi; Mortierellomycota; Mortierellomycetes; Mortierellales; Mortierellaceae. The record is from the annotation of a GenBank genome assembly.